AUGCCGCGGGCAGGCCCCGCCUGUAUGACCUGCCGGGAGAAAUGUCGCAAGUGUGACCGCGGCCGACCCAGCUGCCAGCGAUGCAUCUCAAAGGGACUCGUAUGCCAAGGCUAUCCGGAUCAAUUCCGGUUUUGCGGAAUCGCGAGUCGAGGAAAAUGGAAGAAUGCGCGCAUCCCGGCCAACGAGAUGACUCUUCAGUCUCCCCCCGCCACGAGUCCACUUGAGCAGCAGACCGCAAGCGAGGGCUCGACCCCUCCCGCGCCGGUAUCACGAACCUCUAGAAGUAUGGCAAUUGAGUCCGUGCUUGUGCAACCGGUCGCGGAGGUUCGCGAUGAUCUUAAAUCUCUGCUGGCGUCUGCUCAGACUAAGGCGCUUCUUCAUCAUUAUGAUAGUUUCAUGGCCCCUCACCAGAUUGCAGAGAUUGGGGACGAACAAGAUAAUCCGUACAGAGCGUACAUCCUGCCCCUGGCGAAGAAGCAGAUUGGGCUUCUCUAUGCCGUCCUUGGGCUCUCUGCCGUGCAUCUAGGGAGACUCACAAGCAACAAGGCGCUUAUUGAAACGACUUCUGUGGAGUAUAGAGUCAAAGCAAUUCGUGCACUGAGUGAUCAGGUUCGCAAAGGGCAGAAUACCUCGCUGUCAGAGGAAGAGGAGGAUUGUGUGUUUGCCACGAUCCAGGUAAUGCUUUUACAUGAUAUUGCUGAGUCUGGAAUAUCGGAGCAUGGGAUACAUAUUACUGGAGCGAUGUCAGUAUGCAAACCUAUGCUGAUAUCGGAAGGCUUCAAUGGCCGUCGCCAGAGGGCGGUCUUUUUCAUAGGAAACUUGGCUUGGCUCGAUAUAAUCCGCUCCUUUGCCGGUACAAGACGACUCUGCUUCACACAAGAAAUACGCGAGAUGGUGGCAACCGCCGGCGGCCACAGAUUCGAACUUGUCAACGGAUGCCCGCGAGAAAUUUUUCUCAUCAUUGGUGCUGUGCUAGACAAAGCAAAAGAAUACAAAAUGGGCUGGACAUCUGAUGAGGACUUUCGGUCCACGCUCAUGUCGGCGAAGUUUGAACUACACGCUUGGGACCCAAAAGACAAAACGUAUCCAAGCUCAGACCCGCGGUGGAUCAGUGUAGCGAUCGCUUUCCAAUAUGCCUGCAUCCUGCACGUGCAUCGUCUACUCGAUCCGUCACAACCGGCCAGCAGCCCGGAAAUCCAAGCGGCCGUGGUCAAGACUCUCGACGCGACAGCCGAGAUCCCAUCGGAAUGUAGCUUGAUCGAGCUACUAAUUCUACCGCUAUUCAUGGCGGGUGCUGAUUCGCUAUCGCGGCAUUCCCAGUAUUAUGUUCUAUCGCGCUUUCGCGAGAUCGAAAGGAGAUCCGAGAUGCGCAACCCGGUUCCUGCAGAUUUGUUGAAGCAGGUGUGGGCUGCACGUGAGGCGGAAACGUCAGCGGCAGGCCACGAGGGGAACAUAUCUUGGAGGGAUUUUACUUGCUUCCCGGAAUUACCCCGACAGCAUGAUUACUUGAUUAUUUAG
Aspergillus calidoustus is the source of this 1518-nucleotide messenger RNA. Lineage: Eukaryota; Fungi; Ascomycota; Eurotiomycetes; Eurotiales; Aspergillaceae. The record is from the annotation of a GenBank genome assembly.